Pseudonaja textilis is the source of this 795-nucleotide messenger RNA. NCBI's taxonomy places the organism in Eukaryota, Metazoa, Chordata, Lepidosauria, Squamata, Elapidae. The record is from RefSeq and is a predicted model, not a curated record.
CCACAUUUCUUUUUUUCAGGCACAGGAGAAAGUGGGAAAAGCACCUUCAUUAAACAGAUGCGGAUAAUCCAUGGCUCGGGCUACUCUGAAGAGGAUAAAAAGGGUUUCACCAAACUGGUGUACCAGAAUAUCUUCACUGCCAUGCAGUCAAUGAUCAGGGCUAUGGAGACCUUAAAGAUCCUAUACAAAUAUGAGCAAAAUAAGGCCAAUGCACUACUGAUCCGAGAAGUGGAUGUAGAAAAGGUUUCGUCCUUCGAACAACCCUAUGUAAGUGCAAUUAAGACAUUGUGGAAUGACCCAGGAAUCCAAGAAUGCUAUGACCGGCGGCGAGAAUACCAGCUCUCUGACUCCGCUAAAUACUACCUUACUGAUGUGGAUCGUAUUGCCACCCAAGGGUACCUCCCAACCCAACAAGACGUCCUGCGGGUCAGAGUCCCAACAACUGGGAUCAUAGAAUACCCCUUUGAUCUCGAGAACAUUAUAUUCAGAAUGGUGGACGUUGGCGGGCAAAGGUCAGAAAGGAGGAAGUGGAUACACUGCUUUGAAAAUGUCACUUCCAUCAUGUUCUUAGUAGCUCUUAGUGAAUACGACCAAGUCCUGGUGGAAUCGGAUAACGAGAACCGCAUGGAGGAGAGCAAAGCCCUUUUCCGGACCAUCAUCACCUAUCCCUGGUUCCAGAAUUCCUCUGUCAUCCUCUUUCUCAACAAGAAAGAUCUCUUGGAAGACAAGAUCAUGUACUCUCACCUUGUGGACUAUUUCCCAGAGUUUGAUGGUAAGAAGUUAAGUUUUCAGUAA